AUGCGCUUCACUGGUCUCCUCACUCUCACUGCGGCCACUCUGGCCCUCGCCCACCCGGGUGAGAAGCACGAUCCUGUUGCCCUCAAGCGCGAGAUUCACGCGCGUGAUGUGCAGGCCGUCAGGGCCAGGCAGGCCUUGGACGCCUGCUCCAACUCCAACGAGGCUAUCCAGUUGACCCAGCGCAACGUCGCCCGUCGUGCCCAGACUACUCGUGACCUGCGCAGCAAGCGCGGCAUCACCGCCCACCCCCAAAAAUGGCGUCGUGACCUUGCUGCCCUCGAGAAGUGGGAAGCUGUUGACCACAACAAGACCGGUAUCCUCAACUACGGCCCCAACACCCCUGAACAGGCCAUCUUUGGCGGAAACACCAGCGCCAUCCUUGCCCCUACCAUCACCGACGGCCCCUACUACAUCUGGGGUGAACUUAUGAGGGAGGACGUGAGGGAAGAGCAGUUCUCUGACGGUGUUGACCUCUUCCUCGAGGUGCAGUACAUUGACGUCAACACCUGCAAGCCCAUCCCGGGUGCUAUUGUUGACAUCUGGAACGCCAACGCCACUGGUGUCUACAGUGGUGUUGUGGCCACUGGCAACGAAGCCGACUGGGACUCAACUUUCCUCCGCGGUAUCCAAGAGUCCGAUGAAGAUGGAGUUGUCACCUUUCAGACCAUCUUCCCCGGGCACUACGAUGGCCGUGCCAUCCACACCCAUCUCCUGACCCACAUCGGUGCCACCGUCAACGAGAACAACGGCACCCUCCAGGUCGGCACCGGCAGCAUCGCCCACAUCGGCCAGCUCUUCUGGAACGAGGUGCUCCGCUCUGCUGUUGAGGACACCUACCCCUACAACACCAACACCCAGGCGAUUACCUCCAACGCCGAUGACAUGUGGAGCAUUGAGCAGGCCAGCGACGACUUCGACCCUUACCCCGAGUACAUCUACCUCGGCAACGGUCUGGAUGAUGGUCUCUUUGCCUGGAUCCAGAUUGGUAUCAACGCUUCGGCCGACUACACCGACAACUCUUACUACAGCAUCGCCGGAUACUACGACGAGAACGGUGGUCACCAGAACACUGACAGCGCUGCUUUCGGCGGCGGUGGUGGUGGUGAGGGUGGUGCUCCUUCCGGUGCCGCUCCCUCUGGCGCUGCCCCUACCGGCUCUGCCGCGCCUUCUGCUUAA
This is a messenger RNA of Aspergillus mulundensis, 1176 nucleotides long. RefSeq names its product intradiol ring-cleavage dioxygenase. The coding region runs from base 1 to 1176 and encodes 391 amino acids. NCBI's taxonomy places the organism in Eukaryota, Fungi, Ascomycota, Eurotiomycetes, Eurotiales, Aspergillaceae. The record is from RefSeq and is a predicted model, not a curated record. The transcript is spliced from 3 exons. Gene Ontology annotation, molecular function: ferric iron binding; oxidoreductase activity, acting on single donors with incorporation of molecular oxygen, incorporation of two atoms of oxygen.